Lytechinus variegatus (green sea urchin) is the source of this 492-nucleotide messenger RNA. Its product is annotated as type I iodothyronine deiodinase-like. The record is from RefSeq and is a predicted model, not a curated record. Gene Ontology annotation, molecular function: thyroxine 5'-deiodinase activity. The coding region runs from base 1 to 492 and encodes 163 amino acids. Lineage: Eukaryota; Metazoa; Echinodermata; Echinoidea; Temnopleuroida; Toxopneustidae. The transcript has 3 exons.
AUGGUACAUUAUCUACUCGCUAAUGUUAGUGCCCCCCCUGCAGUAAAUGCCUGUGUAGUAGGUGGUACGCUUGCAGAUAUUGUUCGUGACUACCGAAACCAGGUCGAUUUCUUGGCCGUCUACCUUGCUGAAGCUCAUGCAGGGGAAACAUGGCCUCUAGGAAGUAACACCAGCUACAUGAAGGAACAUAAGUCGCUUCAAGAAAGAAUGUCUGCAGCAAGAGAUCUUCUGAAGAUAGAUACAGAAACACAUGGAUGCAUGACUGAUGACGUCACUGAUGUGUCAAAGUUCCGUCUCGUCGUUGACCAAAUGGACAACCUCUUCUCUAGGAUGUUCAAAGCGUUCCCAGAUCGAGUGAUAUUCAUCCGCGAAGGGAAGAUUGUGUAUUUUGGUAAAAACAUCUUGGGACAAAUGCAGGACCCUUCAAGAUUGAUGACACACGAGGCACGUGAAUGGUUGGAAGAAAAUGUUGGUCCUGCCUUGACGCAAUAG